This is a messenger RNA of Branchiostoma floridae (Florida lancelet), 1920 nucleotides long. Its product is annotated as arylsulfatase B-like. Bases 540 to 1790 code for a protein of 416 amino acids. Lineage: Eukaryota; Metazoa; Chordata; Leptocardii; Amphioxiformes; Branchiostomatidae. The record is from RefSeq and is a predicted model, not a curated record. The transcript is spliced from 9 exons.
GAAGGACCAGAAAUUAGUGUUUCCGGUUGUAUGUGCAGGGGUUUCUUAUCCGGAAACACGGAUGUCAUGCGGUGGUAUCCGCCAUGGUUCAAGGCAAUUUCAUGCAGUGACCCCUCUGGUAUAGCUGCGCUAACGCUUAACACAAAAUGAUUCUUUUAGAUCAUAGGUGACACAUGAUCAAGACUCACACCAAGAAAUAUGAUACAGAACAUGUAAAACACAUGCUGCCAUACAAUUUCCGUGCUGUGUUUCUUUUCGUUGUCAUUGCCGCUCUAGUAAUAUGGUGGAGAUCGGACGUACAUCAGGACAAUGGAGAUUAUCAACGUUUUCUUGUGAACCAAAGGGUCAACGUGAUCGCUAAAACGACCAACAAGUAACCCAACAUAAUCUUUAUCCUAGCAGACGACUACGGAUGGGAUGAUAUCGGCUAUCACAAUCAUUUUAUACAUACACCUAAUCUUGACAGACUGGCGUCCGAGGGAGUAAAGUUAGAGAACUAUUACGUGCAGCCUGUAUGUAGCCCGUCAAGGGAACAACUAAUGACGGGCAGAUAUCAGAUUCACUAUGGGCUACAACACGGCGUUAUCAGGAACGACCGUCCUCAUGGGCUCCCUUUGGACGAAGUAACUUUGCCGCAACGACUUAAAGAUAACGGGUACCGCACCUACAUGGUUGGGAAAUGGCAUCUCGGGUUUUGCAAAAAGGAAUACACGCCGUUAUACAGAGGAUUUGAUAAAUUUUAUGGUUUUUUGACAGGCAGUGAAGACUACUGGACUCACCGCAGGUACAAGGGGGUUCGCGGGUUGGAUCUUCGAGACCAAGAUGAGCCUGUCUUGGAUGAAAACGGCACAUACUCUACCCAUCUGUUUGCCAGAAAAGCAACUGAUAUGAUUUUAAAGCAUGAUCAAAACCAGCCGAUGUUCCUGUACUUGCCAUUUCAAGCUGUACACGGACCACUCCAAGUUCCAGAGAAAUAUUUACAGGAGUACAUGCAUAUAAACUUUACUGUUGAUCGGAUAUAUGCAGCUCAGGUGACAGCUAUGGACGAAGCAGUUGGAAACGUUACUAACGCCUUGAAAAACAGUGGUCUGUGGGAAAAUACGGUGCUAAUAUUUUCUACUGACAAUGGGGCAAGGAGACAUACAGGAAGUAACUGGCCCCUGAGAGGAUGGAAAAAUACGCUAUGGGAGGGAGGAGUACGAGGUGUCGGUUUUGUCAACAGCAACCUGCUAAAGAGAAAAGGAAAGACAAGUGACGCUCUAAUCCAUAUUUCUGAUUGGUUUCCUACUUUACUUCGCAUUUCCGACGGAUCCACAACAGGCACCAAGCCCCUGGAUGGAUUUGAUGUCUGGGAUGCUAUAAGCAAAGGAAAGACUUCUCCUAGGAAGGAACUACUACACAAUAUUGAUCCAUUUUAUGACGACCAGACUGGAUCAUACUCGCCUUUGUCUUAUGAUAACAUUUUUAACACAUCCUCGUACUCUGCACUUCGAUCUGGGGACUGGAAGUUAUUGACGGGAUACCAGGGAGCUGGUUGGAACAGGCGACGGCCAUAUAACCAUGAAUUUGAAGAGUCACCAGAUCCACCUAACAAACGCCUUUGGCUGUUCAAUGUUCGCGAAGACCCAGGGGAGAGAAACGAUCUGUCUAAGAUGCAUCCUGACAUUGUACAAGACUUAUUGGAGAAGUUAGCCGUAUACAACAAAACGGCCGUACCAAUAUUUUGGCCAGAUCCUGACCCAAGAAUGAACCCUCAGCUGCACGGGGAUGUUUUUGGACCUUGGCUGUAGAGGCGGUACAAAAGGUUGCAUUAUCAUGAUAUACCAGUAUAUAUACUUCAUUCUGGGAGGCGAUAACCCUCACUGUGUACAAGUAGGCAAAUAUAUCCACGAAUGUUUAUACCGUAGAACUAAUAGUGUU